GUUCGCUCGCGCGCCCAACCAGGUAACCGACAUAUCAGCCGCCACACAGGUGUCCCGGUUUCCAAUUUUCCGGAUGGUUAACCGAUUACAGAGGCGUUCGUAGUUGCUCCGCUCGAUACAGCGGUCUCCCCGAUCUCAUUCACGGUGAUUUUCACGUGCCGGAGGCAAUGGGGCCCCAUGUGGUCGACGCUGAUAAGCAGUGGAAUUGAAACUUCUAUCAAAUUGCGCGAGGUCUCCGCCAGUAUAAAAGCCCGGCUCCUCGAGGCCAGGAGCAUCAGAAGCUCUCUGGAGCUCAGAGGAGCAACACGAAGUAUCCACCGAACUCUCCACAGCAUCUCUAAAUAUACCAAGCAGCUCGAGAAACAAGAACAAGUCGGGAUGCGGCGUACGAGGCACGUCGCGCUGCCAGUGCGAGCCUGGCAAUAUAUGGGCCUUCUCAUAGUGUCGUUAGCUUGCCUAACGCUGGGAUUGGUCUCCAGGGACAAAGAAGGCCGUGCGGGAAGUCUGGCAGGACCCGAAUUGGAGCAUCGAGCACCACACGAAGUGGAUGCCUGCCCAAACUUGAAUCCUUUCACCAAGUUGCCUUCCUGCUCGAUCCUCGAGCAGGACCCUGCAAGGGUUCCAAAGAUCUCCGGGGAGACUGCAAGCGUCAGAAGCAGUCAAAUACCGGUCGAUCGGAGGAUCUCUCGAUCACGAAACCUGGAUCACGUCUCUCGAACUCGAACGGACCGCAAAAGUGGGGAGAAAUUGGCUAGACGAGGACCAAACCUUGAUGACAAUUCCUCCAGGCUUGUUCGAUCAUCUCGUUCCUUGGAUCUGGACGAUUCACGACUCACCACUCGAUCAUUGGAUCGUAGAUCGCGUGUGGAUCAUCGAGAAGCUUCGACAAUUGGAAUGAACGAACGUCGUGAACGCCUCGUCCGCUCGAACGAUCGAUUCGACAUCAGAGAUCGUAGAUUAUCGACUACAGAUCGCGACCAUCGACUCGAGAUCCGAGAACGUAGAUCUCGUUCGCUGGAUCAUCGAGCCUCGAGGAACCCGGAGCGUCGUAUCAAUGGAAACCUAGAAAAUGAUCGCGAGGAUCGUCGAAAUCGUAUUGUUUAUCGUGCAGAAAGACGCGUCGAUGAUCGUAGAUCGGUUUCCAGAGCCUCGAAUUCCAACUACGAAGAAAAUCGACGAAACGUUCGAUCAGUUUCACGUGAAAGGCAAGUUUCUGGUGCUUCGAGGGACCAAGACAGAAGAUCGCUGAUCAGAACCACUGAAAAUAUCAGACGACUUGACUCUAGAUCCCCUGGUGAUGUCGAAAGGACCACGAUGAUUCGUCGCGUUGACAGACAAAUCUCUCGAUCCUUGGAUCGUGAGAAUUCACGAACUGAACGUGACUUUGCUGAUCAACGAUUAUCGCGAUCGCGUGGGUAUGAAGCUUCUCGAGAACGGAAACCCCUUGCACGAUCUAUGAAACUCGAAUCCACAGAUUUUCGACGAGAAAACACCGUGAGAAACGUCCAAUCGCAAGAUCGUAUGCGACAGAUCGCUAGACGCGAGUCUAGAUCGAACCUGGAUCGUAGAUUCGAAAGAAGAGAGCAACGAGAUGCGAGGAACCAACGCAGAGGGAUGAUCGAUGAGAUUGAUCGCCGUUUGAACGCUAGAUUGAACGAAAAACGUGAGACUUCUCUUCCUAGAUCCUCUGGAAUGGGUAAUUCUGAACGACGAGAGAGCAAUUGGUUGGAUCUAGCUCGUGAGAAACGCGAUUCAGAGAGACGAGUGACGAAUCGAUCUAACAAUCGAAUGUCUUUGGAAAAGAGAUCCAUAGUCGCAGAAUCUGUGAACAAAGAGGAUUUUGGAACCAAUCGUUGGUCUCUAGAACGCUCCAGGAACGAUAAUAUAAGAAGAAAUCGAUUGAAUUUGGCUCGUGAAUCUGUUAAACGCGACACAGAACGUCGAUCGAGGGACCUAUCCAAUGAUCGACGAUCCUCAGAAAGGAAAUCACCCGUUUCAGAGUCUGAAAUUCCUCGAGAAGUUAGAACAGAUCGUCGUCUUUCCACACUUAACAGCUUAGAACGUCGUGAGAGGACAAAUCGAUUGAAUUUAGCUCGUGAAAAUAUCAAACGUGACACAGAAGGUAGAGCGAGGGACUUAUCCAACGAUCGACGAUCCUCAGAAAGGAAAUCACAAGUUUUGGAACCUGCAAUUCGCCGAGAAAUUAGAACAGAUCGUCGUCUUUCCACGUUUGAUAGUGUAGAACGCCUUGAAAGGACAAAUCGACUGAAUUUGGCUCGUGAAACUGUUAAACGCGACACAGAACGUCGAUCGAGGGGCCUAUCCAAUGAUCGACGAUCCUCAGAAAGGAAAUCACCCGUUUCAGAGUCUGAAAUUCCUCGAGAAGUUAGAACAGAUCGUCGUCUUUCCACACUUAACAGAUUAGAACGUCGUGAGAGGACAAAUCGAUUGAAUUUAGCUCGUGAAAAUAUCAAACGUGACGCAGAAGGUAGAGCGAGGGACUUAUCCAACGAUCGACGAUCCUCAGAAAGGAAAACACAAGUUUUGGAACCUGCAAUUCGCCGAGAAAUUAGAACAGAUCGUCGUCUUUCCACGUUUGAUAGUGUAGAACGCCUUGAAAGGACAAAUCGACUGAAUUUGGCUCGUGAAACUGUUAAACGCGACACAGAACGUCGAUCGAGGGACCUAUCCAACGAUCGACGAUCCUCAGAAAGGAAAUCACCCGUUUCAGAGUCUGAAAUUCCUCGAGAAGUUAGAACAGAUCGUCGUCUUUCCACACUUAACAGCUUAGAACGUCGUGAGAGGACAAAUCGAUUGAAUUUAGCUCGUGAAAAUAUCAAACGUGACGCAGAAGGUAGAGCGAGGGACUUAUCCAACGAUCGACGAUCCUCAGAAAGGAAAACACAAGUUUUGGAACCUGCAAUUCGCCGAGAAAUUAGAACAGAUCGUCGUCUUUCCACGUUUGAUAGUGUAGAACGCCUUGAAAGGACAAAUCGACUGAAUUUGGCUCGUGAAACUGUUAAACGCGACACAGAACGUCGAUCGAGGGACUCAUCCAACGAUCGACGAUCCUCAGAUAGGAAAAUCAGCCUGGAACUCCGUGAAAGGACGAAUAAACUGAAUAUUGCGCGUGAAUCUCGAGCUACUCUCACCGGGUUACCUGAAACUGUUAAACGCGACACAGAACGUAGAGUAAGAGACUCAUCCAACGAUCGACGAUCCUCAGAAAGAAGGUCGACCAUUUUGGAAUCUUCACGUCGUCAAGAAAUUCGAACCAAUCGUCGUCUUUCGGAACGUUCGAGACUUAAUUUCGUGGAUCAAAGGGAGAGGACAAAUGCUUUGUACAUAGCUCGUGAAUCUAGAAUUCCUCUCACCAGGUCCUACGAAACUGCUAAACGUGAUCUAGAACGUAGAUUCAGAGAUUUACCCAGUGAUCGACGAUCGUCAGAAAGGAGAUCCACUGUUCUCCAACUUGUAAACCAAGAAGAAGUGAGAACUAGAACUGAUCGUCAUUCUAGACUCGUUAGCUCCGAACGACGCGAUAGGACGAGUCGAUUGUACAUAACAAGUGAAUCUGUGGCUCCCUCUAUGUCCUCCCUAACUGAUAAUCAUAAUUUAGCGCGACGUGUAAGACACUCAUCCAGCGAUCGAAGGGAUCGAAGCUUAGAUCGUCGACAACUCGUGGAUUCCAAGAGAUCCUCAGAAGCUACUGCUUUGGAACAUCGAAAUGAUCGAAGAAUCGAGGCAGAACGUAGCCAAAAGAGAUCGAAUCUUAACAGAUUGCAUCGAUCUAGCGCCACUAUUCUAAACGAUCCUCGAUCGAACCAAAGAGAACAAAGACUGACUGAAAAGACGCUUCGAAGCAAACCCCUAAACGACAUGAAACGAUCUCGUUUGGUCCAAAGACUCAGCUUCUCGGACAAAGGAGCUCGUAUCUUCUCAAAUUUGAAGGAUUCCGUGGACCUGAACGCUGAAAAAUAUGUUAAAUCAUCUCGAGUGAAUAUUCCAAGCUAUUCGAAAGAGGAGAAUUCUGUAAAAUACGCUUUCACCUUCGAUGUUUUGCGCCAGGCACUUGUAAUCGGUCUCUGCGCACUGUACAGCCUCUCCAUCUUUCGUGGGAAACAAUCUUUCGUCAGCACCGUUGUGAGACAGGCGUCACGUGUUAUUCUAUGGUAAAUGAACAAACUACUUCGCUCAUUGGAUGGAAACAACGAUCCGCUGC
This is a messenger RNA of Colletes gigas, 4222 nucleotides long. Its product is annotated as zinc finger CCCH domain-containing protein 13-like. Bases 178 to 4176 code for a protein of 1332 amino acids. NCBI's taxonomy places the organism in Eukaryota, Metazoa, Arthropoda, Insecta, Hymenoptera, Colletidae. The transcript has 4 exons. The record is from RefSeq and is a predicted model, not a curated record.